GGAUCUGCAUUCCACAUUUGAAUCCGCUUGCAUCCUUCAACGAACUCGAUGAAUGCAACAGACUAGACCUUUACCCGACUGUCAUCCUGAGCUGUUUGUCACAGAAUGGCCCAGUUUUCGGGAGUAUCGCGUUGAAAACUGGCGACUUGCUCGGGAUGGGAGCGGGAAUGUUGUCCGUGGUGCGACAUCGGGGAGGUGGAUCGACCUUUGUCUACCCGUGGUCAUCUCAUUCAUAUGGCCAAGAGUUCGCGGCAGCACCAUGCUGUGUGCAUUCGCAGUCCUCACAGUUGGGUUUAUAAUCUACUGCCGCUGUACGCAAGUCAUUCAUGAAUCUGUGCUAGUUUUUCCAGCCUUUGGUAUACAGCUCGAGACGCAUCGGGGGUACCCUUUGCUAAAACCGCUCUUCGUGUCUAGGCGAUUUAUUCACGCAUCCCUUUUGGAGGACUUCAUCAUAAAUGAAGGUUUAAGAAGAUGGAAUGUCCGAUAUUAUCUGGCUGCUGUGCACAGAUCCAGUACGGACACGAUUGCUAUAGAUGUCGUAUUUGAGAAUAUUUUGCCACACUUUUCUGUGCUCCUGGAGGUUUAUCAGGGAGUGCAAGAGCUCAUGUUCCGCAACCACAUAGACAAUAUUACCCGCAUUUAA
Molecule: messenger RNA, 643 nt
Organism: Suillus paluster
Lineage: Eukaryota; Fungi; Basidiomycota; Agaricomycetes; Boletales; Suillaceae
Exons: 4
Coding region: 53-643 (196 amino acids)
Biological process (GO): GPI anchor biosynthetic process
Cellular component (GO): glycosylphosphatidylinositol-N-acetylglucosaminyltransferase (GPI-GnT) complex
Source: RefSeq, a predicted model, not a curated record